UGUCUCUUUGCACACCUGUAGCCUGACGGUGAAUCUGUUCCGCUUCUUCUGCGGAAAACACCACGGACACAGACACCGGAGCCGGGACCCGUGGAGUGUUUGUUCGAGGCGGUGAUUGGGACCGGUUCUUCUUCUUCUGUCAGACUGAUGUGUGUUUGUGUUUACUGCUGAACCCAUACACACACGCCUGCUCACACACACACACACACACACACACACGCACACACACACACACAUAUGUGUGAGGGGAAUUAGCACUCGGAGGAGACGACAUCUGGCUCCAUGAGACACGGUGACAUGCAGGAUCUGUGAGUGAGUCGGUCUGUGAUGUGUGAGUACGGAGGAGGACGUCGGAGGGGAGGAGGAGUCACGUCUGCUCGGGCAGCGAGUGGGCGUGUCCAGUCUGAGCGUGUCACAGAGGACUGAUAAUGCGAGCAGCUGUGGAGCAAUCAGAGUCACAGAGAGAGAAGAAGACAUGGACGCUCGGUGCUGAUUCAUGACGCCUCUCAGGAGGAGACUCAGUGGAACACACACACACAGGUGAUGCACACCUGAGACUUCAGUCAACACAAAGCUCUACAGAUCUUAAAGGGUCCAGCAUGCCACGGAACAGGGCCUUCUCUGAGCCCGAGUACUCUGCAGAGUACUCUGCGGACUGCUCGGUGACAUUGCCCUCUGACCCCGGGCAGGCGGUGGGUCGGACUCACGAGGUGACGGUGCGGAGCUCGGGCUGCUGUCUCUGCCUGCCACGCUUCAUGCGGCUCACCUUCGCCCCGGAGUCUCUGGAGAACCUGUACCAGACGUACUUCAGGAGGCAGAGACACGAGACGCUGCUGGUGCUGGUGGUGUUCGCUGCGCUCUUUGACAGCUACAUCAUCGUCAUGUGUGCCGUGAUCUACACCUCCGAUAAGCUGGCCUCUAUGCUGGUGGCGUCUCUGGGGCUGGCGGCAGACGUGGUACUCUAUCUGCUGUGUCGCUUCGGGCUGCUGCCGGACCGUGUGACCCGGCGGGUGGUUCCCUACGCCCUGUGGGUGCUCAUCGCCGCGCAGAUCUUCUGUUACCUGGGCCUGAACUACGCCCGCUUCCACCAGGCGUCAGACACGGUUGGCUGGCAGGCCUUCUUCAGUUUCUCCUUCUUCCUCACGCUGCCACUCAGGCUCACGCCCAUUGUCCUCAUCACUACGGUGUCCUGUGGGGUCCACACCCUGGUCCUGGGUGUCACCAUUGCCCAGCAGCAGCAGGAGGACAUCCAGGGGGCGGCGCUAGGACGACAGCUGCUGGCAAACAUGGUGAUCUACGUGUGCUCCAUCACCGUGGGUGUCAUGUCGUACUACAUGGCCGACAGGAAACAUCGCAAAGCUUUCCUCGAAGCCCGACAGUCUCUGGAGGUCAAACUGAACCUGGAGGAGCAGAGCCAGCAGCAGGAGCGCCUCCUGCUGUCCAUCCUGCCGAAGCACAUCGCUGAUGAGAUGCUGCAGGACAUGAAGAAGGAGCCCAGUCAGAAGGAGAUGCAGCAGUUUAACACUAUGUACAUGUACCGCCACGAGAACGUCAGCAUCCUGUUUGCAGACAUCGUGGGUUUCACUCAACUGUCUUCGUCCUGCAGCGCUCAGGAGCUCGUCAAACUGCUCAACGAACUCUUUGCUCGUUUCGACAAACUGGCUGCUAAAUACCACCAGCUGAGGAUUAAGAUUCUGGGGGACUGUUAUUACUGUAUCUGUGGUCUGCCUGACUACAGGGAGGACCACGCUGCCUGCUCCAUCAUGAUGGGUCUCGCCAUGGUGGAAGCCAUCUCGUAUGUCAGGGAGAAGACCCAGACUGACGUGGACAUGCGUGUCGGGGUCCACAGUGGGACGGUCCUCGGAGGAGUUCUGGGUCAGAAACGAUGGCAGUACGACGUCUGGUCCACUGACGUCACUGUGGCCAACAAGAUGGAGGCCGGAGGGAUACCAGGGCGUGUGCACAUCUCUCAGAGCACCAUGGAGUGUCUGCAUGGAGAGUUCGACGUGGAGCCUGGAGACGGAGGUGAGCGUUGUGACUACCUGAGGGAACGCGGCAUCGAGACAUACCUGGUGGUGGUUCCUAAAGGAGCUGUGGGCAAGAACGGUAUCAACGGAGUGAAGCUUUCUGUGACUUCAUCAAAUGGAAACUCUCCGUUGUUGAUAAACACCACAGAGUGUAACGGCAGUGUGAACACAGCCUGCACCACACCUGAGGAGCCCGAGGAGCUGGACACCAAGGUGGUGAACCCGUCGUUCCCGAACCCUCGACGGAGGCUGCGGCUCAGAGACCUGGCGGAGCGAGUCAUUGACGCUCAGGAGAAUGAACAGGAGCUGAACAAGCUGCUGAACGAGGCUCUGCUGGAGAGAGAGACUGUGCAGGCUCUGAAGGGGAAACACACCAACAGGCUCUCCCUGAGGUUUGUGGACCCAGACCUGGAGACCCGGUACUCAGUUGAGAAGGAGAAGCAGAGCGGAGCAGCAUUCUGCUGCUCCUGUGUGGUCCUGCUCUUCACCUCGACCAUGGAGGCCCUCAUAGACCCCUGGCUGAUCGCAAACUACAUCACGUUCUCUGUGGGAGAAGUCCUACUGCUCAUCCUGACCAUCUGCUCGCUGGCUGCCAUCUUCCCCAGAGUUUUUCCAAAGAAGCUGGUGUCUUUCUCCACCUGGAUUGAUCACACCCGCUGGGCCCGUAACACCUGGGCCAUGGCGGCCAUCUUCAUCCUGACCAUGGCUGACAUCAUGGACAUGCUGAGCUGUGUGCCUAAAGGUCCGGACUCAGGCAGCCCCACAUUGUCCCCCUCAUCCUCUUCCUCCUCCUCUUCCUCCUCUUCUUCCUCCACCUCCCCCUCCACCUGGUCAGGCCCUGACAGUUGCCUUGACAACCCUAAGUACUACAGCUACAUGGCGGUCCUGGCCCUGAUGGCGACCACGAUGCUGGUCCAGGUGAGUCACAUGGUCAAGCUCACACUGAUGCUGCUCAUCACCGUGGCAACCGGCAUCGUCAACAUCUACAGCUGGAGGGAGAUCUUCGACCGCUACGACUCGGCCCGCUUCCAGGACUACAGGUCCUCACUGGUCCCCUCCAGGUUCACCAUGUCAGUGAUGAUCGUCAUCAUGAUGGUCAGCUUCUACUACUUCUCCAGACAUGUGGAGAAACUGGCUCGCACUCUGUUCCUGUGGAAGAUCGAGGUCCACGAGCAGAAGGAGAAGGUCUACGAGAUGAGGCGCUGGAAUGAAGCUCUGGUGACCAACAUGCUCCCCGAACACGUGGCUCGACACUUCCUGGGCUCCAAGAAGAGGGACGAGGAGCUAUACAGUCAGUCGUACGAUGAGAUCGGGGUAAUGUUCGCCUCCAUCCCGAACUUCUCAGACUUCUACACGGAGGAGAGCAUCAACAACGGAGGCAUCGAGUGUCUGCGCUUCCUGAACGAGAUCAUCUCAGACUUCGACAGCCUGCUGGAUGAGCCUCAGUUUCGCUGCAUCACAAAGAUCAAGACAAUCGGCAGCACCUAUAUGGCAGCUUCGGGCGUCACGGCCGACGUCAGCAAUGGAUACAGCUGCAUGAAGAAGGAGGAGCAGUCAGACAGAGAGCGCUGGCAGCACCUGGCUGACCUUGCAGACUUUGCUCUCGCUAUGAAGGUCACACUGAUGAACAUCAACUACCAAUCCUUCAACAACUUCAUGCUACGCAUUGGUCUGAAUAAAGGAGGAGUGUUAGCGGGAGUGAUCGGUGCGAGGAAACCUCACUAUGACAUCUGGGGAAACACUGUGAACGUGGCGAGCCGCAUGGAGUCCACAGGGGUGAUGGGGAACAUUCAGGUGGUGGAGGACACCUACAACAUCCUGAAGGAGUACGGUUUCCGCUUCGUGAGGAGGGGGCCGAUUUUCGUGAAGGGGAAAGGAGAGCUGCUGACGUACUUCCUGAAGGGACGAGACAAACAGGGUUCAUUCAUCAACGGCUCCUCCGUCACGCUGCCACACCAGGUGGUGGACAGCUAAGGAGUGUGCACAAACAAACACACACACACAUUGACUGUCUAUGGACAGAUACACAGUCCAUCAGAGAUCAGGUUUUCAUGUAUUUGAAUCCUGAGGAUGGAGGAUGGAGGAUGAGGACGAGGAGGAGGAUGGAGGAUGGAGGAUGCUCGGUAGGGACAUGUCUGAUAGAGCUGCAGUAUUGAUGCCCCGCCCCUCCUCUCGUUGUGCUCGCUCUCUGCUCUCCGUGUUUACAUCACUCAUUCUUUCUUAAGACCACUCCCCGCUUUAACUCGUUAAACUGAUGGAUUUAAAUCAAAGAUGGACUCUGUCACUGUCCAUAAACAUCACAAACACACACACACACACAAACACACACACACGCACACACACACACACACACACACACACGCACACACACACACACACACACACACACACACACACACACACAUACAUACAUACAAACAUAUACACACACACACACUCUCAGUGCCAUCUCCUCCCCGGGCUAACACUACCUGGACUUCGGACACCUGGUCUCAGAUCUGGAUGUUUUUGGAGACCUUUAUGAACCUGAUGACUCUGAUGAGCUCGCUGUGGACCGAUCAGAGGCCAACAUGAGACACACACACUGAACUGACACCUGAGCCUUUGAGCUGGGUGUGAGAGUGUGUGUCUGUCUCGUAGUGUAAUUUUGAAAGGUAUUAGUUCUGGACUCUGACCCUGGAUCAGGUCUCUGUUGGACUCUGGACGUUUCUGCACUGAUGAAGGACGACACACUGUGUGCGUGUGUGCGCGCGCGUGUGUGUGUGUGUGUGUGUGUGUGUUUGUUUAAUGUGUGUGUGCCGUGUGUGUGCGUGUGUCAGGGAAGGGAGGGGAGAGUAUUUUCACACUGAUUGUGGAUCGAUGGAAGUGCCUCUCACAGUGCCAUGUUUUCAUUACUCUGAAGGAUCCUACAGUGCCCCCUACAGGCCGGAGGACACCUCUAUACUGCUGCUGGAGGAGUGUUUCACUUCAUCACGACUCAGAGUGUGAGAGCUCAGUCAGCUGUUCCUGUUUCACUGUUUGAAAGAAGUCUUUAUUUACACACUCUCAGGAGCUCUGCCCUCCACGUUAACUUCACACCUUCACAGAGGGUCACCUGUGGGGUGAGGGGCAGAGACGAGGAUUCUCUGUGGUCAGCACAUCAGACUCAGUGUGACGUUCAGAAGAGACUAUGAGGACAGAUUUAUAUUUAUAUAUGAGCUACGAGGAGACAGACGACCUGCAGACAUCGUCUCAGAUGUUUUUAUUUAUUGUUAGCUCUUCUGGUCACAUGACGUAAACGUUCCCCUCGGCUGUUUGCGUUCGCACACAGCUUUGAAAAAGCUUUGACCUUAUUUAAUCGCAGAGUUGACCACAGUGAUGCAGUUUACACGUCUUAGGAGGAGGGAUGACGGCUCCAGGUUUUAGUCCUGCAAACAGUUAAAAUCUGCAGCAUCAGAUAUUUAUGAACUCUCUGAGAGAAAGUGAGGGAUAGAAGGAAGGAUGAUGUGUUACAGAAGCAUAAAGGUCUAAAUCUGAAAGUGUUUAUUGAUGCAUUAAAGCUGCAGAUGAUCUCAGACCAGCUGACUAGAGCGCUAAGAUGAAGUGAAAAGCUUCAUCCGAAGAGUUGAUGGAUGUAUCUAGGGAAUGUUAACAGGAAGUGUCUCACUGUAUUUCAUGAUUUCAAUCCUUCGCAGCGUGAUGUUCACAGGGUCAGGGUGGACGUCUCUCCUCCUAACAAGACGAGUCUGGUUCUGAGGUCUUUAGUUUCAGACUUGGUGAAGGACCCUGUAGCACCCUCAUUGUCUCCAUGUGACGGCUCUGAGACGUACCUGACCCUGGAGCUCUCUGAAAGCAGCCUUACUUCUCUUUCAGAGGGUUCAGGUGUUAUUCACAUCUCCACCUACAUCUGGACUGAGUGUGCUCUCCCUGCUACAGAUGUGCUGUUAACACCUGGUGGGAGCAGGAUGAGCUCUCACCUGUGUCUCUGUUGGUUGUGUACAGGGCUGCAGACAUGGACACACUACAGGUACACAUGAGGUUAAUCUGUGAGCUCAGAGGAAGGUCAGGUAAACAAAGACAUUCAAUCUUUAACCUGACCUUCAACUUAUUUACAGAUCUGACAAACAACAACAAAACUCUCUGAGAAAAAAAAAGAGUGUCUGGAGCAGCUGUCCCGCAGCAGGUGUGUUCCUCCUGCUGCAGACUCUCUGAGAGUUCAUGAAUCUGGUUUUAAAACAAUCAUCCUGUGAGAACUUCAGCAGGUCUCAGACUGAGUCAUGUGGGUUCUUGUCCACAGUCCUGAAGUCUGGGUCUGGCUGCAGCAGACCUGCCUGGUGUUUCAGAUGUUGAGUGCUCACAUGCAGAGUCUGCAGCCUGUCCCAGUUUGAAUACUGAUGGAACCAUCACUGGAUCUGAAGGCAUGAGGGAAGCCUGUGACAGAGAGCUCAGUGAUGAUCUGUGACAGAGACAGAGCAGCACGCCCUGCAGGAGGCACGAAGCAGCUGUUAGCUCUGUAAAAAAGAAUUGGGGGGUCUCUAGCUCCGUCCUUUGCUGAUUGUAAAGCCCAUUAGUGUCCGUGUAGGACGGGAUCAAAGUGCAAUAGUUCCUUCUUACAAACCCGACUCUCUCCUCUCUGACGCAGACGUUCAAUCAUUCCUUUGACCUUUUUAUAAAUUCUGUAAGAGUCUGAAGAGACUGGAGUGUACAUAGAUCCAGGGAGAAGGACUCCACGUGUUCUUAUAGGGACAUGCCAACGACUAAGGAAGAGGAGGGUUUAGAUGCCACAAUGCGACCUCUGCUGGGUCCUGGUUUGUAUUUUAAAGUAUCUCAGGCUUGGAAAAAGGCACUUUGAAUAAUAUGCCCUGGUCCUGUUCCUGGUCCUGGUCUGUGUUGUGCCAUAUGAAGGGUGAGCAGGAUCAGGUGAGGGUUGGACCUGGUUCAGUCUGUGCUUCGGGUGGUUGUUAGUUUGAAUCUCGUCUCAGUUUUAGAGGACUGACGUAGACCUCCUGUAGGUCCAGGUCUGCUCAGUCCUGGUUUCAAAGACCUUAUCUGUCAAUGUGCCCUCUUUCAUUUCAGUCGCUGUCAUCAUGUAAGUUGAUUAAAAAAGUGGAAUAAAGUCAAGUCUGUGUAUUCA
Notolabrus celidotus (New Zealand spotty) is the source of this 7140-nucleotide messenger RNA. RefSeq names its product adenylate cyclase 3a (gene adcy3a). Gene Ontology annotation, molecular function: adenylate cyclase activity. The record is from RefSeq and is a predicted model, not a curated record. Gene Ontology annotation, cellular component: plasma membrane. The coding region runs from base 600 to 4001 and encodes 1133 amino acids. The transcript has 21 exons. Lineage: Eukaryota; Metazoa; Chordata; Actinopteri; Labriformes; Labridae. Gene Ontology annotation, biological process: intracellular signal transduction; adenylate cyclase-activating G protein-coupled receptor signaling pathway; cAMP biosynthetic process.